This is a messenger RNA of Chenopodium quinoa (quinoa), 1044 nucleotides long. RefSeq lists its product as uncharacterized. The record is from RefSeq and is a predicted model, not a curated record. The transcript is spliced from 5 exons. NCBI's taxonomy places the organism in Eukaryota, Viridiplantae, Streptophyta, Magnoliopsida, Caryophyllales, Amaranthaceae. The coding region runs from base 1 to 1044 and encodes 347 amino acids.
AUGAAUAAAAAGAGGAGACCUAGUUUUAUACCAGAAGAAAAAAGAGUGAAAAGAGCAAGUUCGAGAUUAAAUAGACGACAAUAUAAUCAAGGGGAAUUUAAAGGGUGUUCUCAUGGAACAGUCCCUUUUAGGAGGGUUCAGAAGGAAGAUUUGAUCAAUGAUAAAGCAAUUCGUGAUCUUCGUCGUCCAAGAUCAGUAAAUUUAACACAAGGGCUCACGCCUGAAAUGCAUGUAAGUAUGUUCGACUGUACAAUAUCCAUUAAAUCAGAUAUUCAGAUACAGAGUACUAACUUUGCUAGUGAUUUUAACCUUAUUGAUUCGGGUACUCCGAAGUAUGCAGCGUUGACAACUCCAGAUGAUAAAUCCAGAAAGAUAGAAGGAGCAUCGACAUUCAUCACAGUAUACAACUUAUCAGUCCAAGCACCCCAAUUAAGCGAGGCUCUACUAUGGAUUGGUUCCGGUGUUAGUGGUUCAUAUAGCAGUGUAGAGUAUGGAUGGACAGUAAAUCCACAAUUGUAUGGAGAUAGUCAAUCGCGAACUUAUAGCCAGUGGACUGCAGAUGGUUUCCAAAGCACAGGAUGCUAUAACUCACUUUGCCCAGGGUAUGUGCAAAUAAGUCCAAGAUUGCCAAUGGGUUCAACAAGUAAUCCUGUUUCGACCGAUGGAGGAAAGACCUAUGGCAUGGAUAUCAAGAUCUACAGGGAUCUAAAGACAAGCAAUUGGUGGAUUAUUGAAAACUUUAGUGACUUAGAAAACGAACCAAUAGGUUACUGGCCAAAAGAGUUAUUUCCAACACUGGCGGAUUCUACUACUGUACUGCAAUUAGGAGGGAAGGAGUCUAUUGCAGCACAUGAUCUCACCAGAAGUUGUUACGCUUCCAAACUCGCUUACAUGGAUACAGACGGAGAGUUUUACUUACCAAAAAAUCUUCCCAUUCAAGUGACUGCUGAUAAUCUUGAUGUAUACAAGGCAGAUUACUUGGGGAAGAUAGAUGAUGACAAUGGAUAUACCCUGUUGUUUGGGGGACCUGACCACAUUGGUUAG